Molecule: messenger RNA, 1788 nt
Organism: Orbicella faveolata
Lineage: Eukaryota; Metazoa; Cnidaria; Anthozoa; Scleractinia; Merulinidae
Product: midasin-like
Biological process (GO): ribosomal large subunit assembly; ribosomal large subunit export from nucleus
Cellular component (GO): preribosome, large subunit precursor; nucleus
Molecular function (GO): ATP binding; ATP hydrolysis activity
Source: RefSeq, a predicted model, not a curated record
UAUGGAAUAGCAAAAUAAAUCGCUGAGUAUCGCGCUGAAGAGCUCACGAGCGCCGUUGCUCCAUACGUCGCUCUCAGAGAAGUAGCGCGGGGUUAAAUUUUCGUGACGUCAUUUGUGCGCGACGCUAUUAUGUUAAGAAAAAAACUGACUGAGCUUAAGGUAUGAAAAGCACAAAGGAUAAUCUUAUUUUAAUGUUGACCGUAAAAUGUAUAGCUCGCAGCUUCUUUUACAUAUUUUUGUUUCGUUUGCUUUCCUUUUUCUUCUGUGAUCCUUGUAAUUCAAGAGAACAUCUUUUACAUCUUUUCCCCUUAAUCGACAUUGAGGCUACUUCCUUCCUUCUUUUCGUUGGCCUGAUAUGGCUUCCAGAUAGGAAAGUCAAAAGCGACAGAAAUCCAUGAGGAACUCCUGGCGGCGAGUUGAACUCUCGUUUAUUUUCUUUACUUGCUCAGGCGAACAAGGCAACAAGUCAAGAUCUCUUCCAGCACAUGCAAAAUGAAGAUCCAUCGUCUCACGAUGCGCAGACUCUUGAUAGUGCAACCGCUGAUCAAGCUAAAGAGCAAGAAAAGGCACACUUUCCCGAUAUGCAUAGCGAUGGAGAAGACGAAGAGGAAGAGGAAAUGAAAUCUGCUUUGUUGGAAGAGAAUGAUGAACUUCCUACGCCAGACAAACCACAGCAAUCUCGACUACCACCGCCAAUCAAGUCUCAAAUAACAGCAGAUAAUGAAGAUGGAAGCGAUGGAGCUGAGAGUGAGUCUCGUGAGGAUGACAUGGAAACUAAUGAUGGUGAAGAAAUGACAGCUGAGCGCAUGCGCAGUACUUAUCACUCUUCUGAUAUGGCGCUGGCGUUUGAGAGACUGGACAUAUCAUCGCUGGAUCCUGAGAAGUUAAGGUCAGAUCUCGAACAUCAGUUGGCAGAAUGGAGCAACAUGGACCGAGGUACGGCCGACGAACAGCGAGUCGCACAAGAGGCCUGGCGCAAGUACGAGCUUCUCACCUCCAGUCUCUCUCAGGAGUUGUGUGAACAGUUGCGACUGGUGCUAGAACCUUCAUUAGCUACCAAACUCAAGGGAGAUUACCGGUCGGGGAAAAGGUUAAACAUGAGGAAGGUGAUCUCUUACAUCGCCAGUCAGUUCCGCAAGGACAAGAUCUGGCUGAGGAGAACUAAGCCUAGUAAGAGGCAGUACCAGAUCAUGUUGGCUGUGGACGAUUCUUCCAGUAUGAAUGAUAACCACUCUAAACAGCUGGCGUUUGAGUCCUUAGCAGUGAUCAGCAAUGCAUUAACCAGACUGGAGGCUGGUGACUUGGGUGUGUGUAGGUCAGUGCAGUUCAUUUGUUUGUCUUUAUCUAAGGUAUGUUGUUUAUUCCUCACAGUGCGUAGCUUUUGGCGUGCAAUCCGCUAUUUCUGAGUUGCCCUUUGCCUCUGUGUCAAAACGAGUCUUGUGCGAAUACCAUUGAUAUGAAAACGUUUUCCACCUAAAGGUUCAUUUUUCAUGUAAACCGGCAGAAGCUUUAACUCAUUUUCAUUGAAACAGAGGCACAAGGUAACUAAUAAACGGCCUGUUGUCGUUCACUUUUGUCUUCGUUUUCAUGCUCAUUUUUGGCACGCUGGGGGGAGGGAGGCGUUAGCGGUUAGUGCUCUGGACAUCUCAGCGAGCGGUCCGACUGCUGGCCGGGAUCAUUGCGUUGUGUUCUUGGGCAAAUCACUUUGUUCUAACAGUGCCUCAUUCUAAUGCUUGGGAUAACCCUGUGAUGGACUAGCAUCAAAUUCGAGGGGGAAUGGAGAUACUU